Messenger RNA from Microstroma glucosiphilum, 666 nucleotides. RefSeq lists its product as hypothetical. Gene Ontology annotation, biological process: 'de novo' protein folding. Gene Ontology annotation, cellular component: endoplasmic reticulum membrane; endoplasmic reticulum. The transcript is spliced from 4 exons. The record is from RefSeq and is a predicted model, not a curated record. Lineage: Eukaryota; Fungi; Basidiomycota; Exobasidiomycetes; Microstromatales; Microstromataceae. The coding region runs from base 1 to 666 and encodes 221 amino acids.
AUGCACAGCCACAAGAAGGCGAACAAGGACAUCCACAGUCAGCCGACGAGCCUCGCAUGCCUGCUGUUAGUGCUUGCAAUUGCCUCUGAGCCUGUGACAGCGGCUAAUGUGACCGCUUUGACGGGAACAUGGACCAGUGGUAGUGGCAAGGUCUUGACUGGACUGAACUUCUUCAAUCCGAUCAGCAAGAACUUCACGCUACCGACAUCGGGCGGAAUCUCGUACUCAUUUGUUGAGGACCUGCCGACAGGAGGUCAUUUUGAGACAAGCACGUUCUCAUACACCAGCAAUUCUGCUACAAAUCGAUGCUUCACAGCUGCGCUCACUUGGCAACACGGAACCUUCACAAACAAUGCCAAUGGCUCGCUAUCACUCACCCCAUACGCAGCUGACGGUAUGGUGCAAGUGAUGGAUCCCUGUGCAGCAGAGUCGACUGCACAAUACUCCUACAGCCAGUUCGAGCUCAUUCCUGAAUGGUAUAACUACGUCGAGACUGCCACGGGAUUCGACAACAUCGAUGGCUCGGCCUAUGCGAUGCAGAUGUACAACGACGACGGAACAGGAGCGGCUGGAAGUGGCAAGAAUGUGAUGUAUCUGGUGACUCGCCCUCCCACGAUGCUCCCAACAGACCAGCUGUUCGAGACAGUGCUUAACCCGACCACAUAG